AUAGGCAAAUGCAACUCUUCACAGUCUGUUACUCGGUCAAAUCCAACAAAAAUUAACCAUGAAGUUAAUUAUAGUCAUUUUAGGAAUUUUAAAACUUGUGGACCUUUCCACUGCACAGUCCGACGUCGUGGGUAAAAUCACGAUAGGUUUUCAAGGCUGGUUUGCUGCACGGGGUGAUGGAUCACCUAUCGAUGCUUACUGGCACUGGAGUCGGGAUUGGGGUCAGCCCCCCUCCCUCACGAAUCACGCCCUCGAGUCCUAUCCGGACAUGAGAGAAUAUACAGAAUAUUUCGCCACUGAUUUCCCACCGCUUGGAAAUGGGCAACCGGCUCGAAUUUUCUCAUCGUUUAAUAACCAAACCCUCGACGUCCAGUUCCGAUGGAUGAGAGAGCACGACAUUGACACCGUCGCCUUACAACGGUUUAACCCAUUCGGUGGUGAAGGUCCUACCCGUGACGCGAUGGCAGAAAAGGUCAAAGUAUUCUCAGAACUCCACGGACGCAAGUUUUACAUUAUGUACGACGUGAGUGACUGGCUUGCCGUGGAAGAGCAAAUAAAGGAGGACUGGACUCAGAAAAUGUCACAGUACAUUUCAUCCCCAGCCUACGCUAUGCAAAAUGGUAUGCCCGUAGUUUGCAUUUGGGGAUUUGGGUUUAACGACGGUCAACGGCCCUUCACCCCUGAACAAGCGUUGAACGUCAUUAAUUGGUUCAAGGAUCAAAAUCUGUACGUGAUCGGAGGGGUCCCCACACAUUGGCGAAAUGAGAACGAGGACUCGAGACCAGGUUUCAUGGAAGUCUACACAUCGUUCCACAUGAUUUCUCCCUGGAUGGUGGGUCGCAUUACAAAUCUUCCUGACGUCGAUCACUACUAUGAAAAUGUGCAGACGCCUGAUCAUGACCUUCUGCGUACUCUUGGAAUCGACUACCAACCCUGCGUCAUACCCGGCAAUAAUACGGCUCGUCACAGGCAACACGGAGAUUUCAUGUGGAGACAAUUCUACAACAUGAAGAGGAUCGGAGUGGAGGGGAUUUACAUUUCCAUGUGGGACGAAUACAACGAAGCGAACCAGAUCGCCAAGACGGCAGAAGACGACAGUCAGAUUCCAGUAGGGUCCCCGUUUUUGCCUUUGGAUGAGGACGGAGUCCGUUGUACUUCAGAUUAUUAUCUAAGGCUGACUCAAGACGGGGGAAGGAUGUUGAAGAACGAGGCUCCACUCACGGAGGUCAGGCCAACCAUCCCUUGGCCAGAAUCAUACAAUACGAAAUGAUUCAAUCAAAGUUGACAUAAAAUUGAUCAUUAAGUCGAGUGAAUGCCCUUACACUUAUUUUGCAUGGUGUAUUGAUUAGUAUCCUUAAAACAAUUAUUUGUAGAAUAAUGAUUUUUUUAGUACCGAAGUAAGUAAUAUAAUUGUGUCAAAUACAUAAUUGUAUCUAUGUGGGUAGAAUGUAGCACAAUUUGUGUUCAAAAAAUCUUAAAUUUGACUACAUUUGCCUUGUUUGCAGUGAUUCCAGACUCAAGUUUUAUUCAUAUUAUGAUUGUCAUCGACAAAAAAUUGUAUGACUAGUCUAAAAUUAUAGACAAUUUUAAAAAUAAAUAAAUUAUGAAUUUAACUAAUUUAA
Folsomia candida is the source of this 1622-nucleotide messenger RNA. RefSeq lists its product as uncharacterized. Lineage: Eukaryota; Metazoa; Arthropoda; Collembola; Entomobryomorpha; Isotomidae. The record is from RefSeq and is a predicted model, not a curated record. The coding region runs from base 59 to 1270 and encodes 403 amino acids. The transcript has 4 exons.